Molecule: messenger RNA, 4766 nt
Organism: Nymphalis io (European peacock)
Lineage: Eukaryota; Metazoa; Arthropoda; Insecta; Lepidoptera; Nymphalidae
Gene: dila
Product: centrosomal protein of 131 kDa
Exons: 16
Coding region: 1-3975 (1324 amino acids)
Biological process (GO): intraciliary transport involved in cilium assembly; cilium assembly; regulation of centrosome duplication
Cellular component (GO): centriolar satellite
Source: RefSeq, a predicted model, not a curated record
AUGUCGAAAGAAAAUAAUAAUCUGCGGCUUCUUGGUUCACCAGUAAAUUUAACUUACAGAAGUAAAAAGAAGGAAGAUAGAAAGAAUACAAAAAAUCGCCCGCGAUCCGCUCUUCAAAAUUCCUGCUCGCCGGAUAUACAUGAAAGAUAUAAGCGGCCCUUCUCCGCAGAUACUAAGGACCACACACCAUCAACAAGAUCUUUCUUAAAAACAUUCAGUGCUGAGUUGCUUCAAUCUUAUGAUAAUUCUCCGCUAAGUGUGAAAGUGCUACCACCGACUGAAGAAUUAUUGGCACAUUCUAAGAGUAGAAUAAAUCCAACUAUCAAAACAAAUAGAGAUAUAAGCAGUAAUGCUUCGGACUUCGGUUCAGAAGAUACUUUUAUGAGCUUAGGUACCAAAAUCAAAGCCAAGGCACAAUCCUGCUUUAAAAAUAAAAACAAUAAUACAAAGAAUUUUAUUAAAUACAGAAAUAUUGCCAAAAAAGGUCGUAAGACCAUUGAACGCGCUUCGAAUGAUGAAAGGAAUCACGUUGGACAUAAUUACGGCUUGGAAGUUACGAUAACAGAAAAAUCUAGAUCACCGUCACCAUCUCGAUACAGAGAUUUGUCUCAAGUUAGAAGUUCUUCGCCUCAAUUUAAAAAUAAAAACUUUGAAUCAUAUUUUCUUUCCAAUGAUGGUGACAUUAAGAGCGGAGAUGGAUUAUCGGGUCGAGUAUCAUUUGCGCCUGUUAGUUCCGAAACUGAUAAAUAUUUAGAUACAUACACACAUCGCCUCGGCAUAACCAAACAACAGCUGUCCUUAGUCGAAGAGGAGUCAACACAAGAUGUCGACAGUAUUCCGUCUCAAAAUAUUAUUAACUUCUCACCGAAAUCCACUUUUGAUGAUAAUGAUAAAGUUACGGUUGAAGAUGUAAAUGUUUCACACGUUAAAAAUAAUUUUUAUAACUACUCGAGACCCCCUGACACAUUAAUGACCGAUAGUCAAAAUUAUAGCAAUUUUUUUGACGAUUUUCAUAAUAGUAAUCGAGAAACUUACAAAAGUAAAUUUUCCAGUACUGCCAUCCACACUGAUACAAGUUCAAAAGAUUCAGGCUACCCUGAUAGUGGUUUGAGAGAGGAAAAAGUGCUAUCUCCGAAACAUUCUUUGCCAUCAACGUCCUUCAGGAAACGAUCUGAUUUUACAUUAGACACUCAAGUUCGUCCAAAGAGUUUAGACUACCCAAUAACUAAAGAAGGGUAUUGUGAUUACGAAUCAGAAAACAAAUGUGAAGAGCCUUUAAAUCAUAGCCGCUUACUUUAUAAAGAUUUCUUUUUAAAAAAAGAAGGUCAUCUCGCUCUGCCCCCGCAAAACUCACCUACUAAAUGUGACGUCCCUGUUCCUGGUACUGGCGAAAUUGAUAUUGAAAAAACUGAUAAAGAAAGUGAUUUAGUAUAUCCAAAAUAUCUCCUUAAUAGCACAACUAAAGCAUAUACUUCAAAGGUCAUCGAGGAUUAUAAAAAAGAAUUAGAAGCUAUAAACAAUCUACACGAACUAACAUUGAAAGAUAUAAAAACAGACGCGAUAUCUCCAACUCCAUUGAAUAUUGAUGAAUUGUUCGAACAAAAUUCGAAUAAUCUUUCCGACGACAAAAAGGAUUCAAGUGAUAAUUCACAGGAAAGUUCUCAUAUAAGCGACAUUCCUUCUUCCGGUGAUAAGAAUUCUUUAGAAACGAAUAAAAAAGAUAUAUCCAAAGUCACAACAAAAGAAUUAAUACAAAAUUAUUUAAAAGUAAAGAACGAUUAUACGAAAGAAGGCUUCUCUAAAAACUUUAAAAAGUUUGACAAGAAAUUAAACAAUAUUAAUUCCAAAUGUGAAGAAAAUUCAAGUUAUAAACAGUUUUGGAAUAAUAGAAAUUCGAAAAUUAACGAUAAAAGUAAUUUACCUGUCAAUAUGCGACAUCAAAAGAAUGUAUUUACAGCGCGAGUUCCUCUGAGUGCUAGAAUAGAUAGCGUUCAAACAGAUAAAGAUAUAGAAUCUUGGAUGUCUCUUUCUGCUCCGUCACCGAGAUCACUUGAAAUCAGUGGUUUAAAAGAAGAACAAGUUGAAACGCCAGUCGAAUCAAAACCCAAAACUCCUGAAAAGAAGGUAGAAACUGGAGUAGAAAAGUCAAGUUACGUUGCGAAUGUUCCAGAAAAUGAGACGCCAAAAGAAUUAAAUGCAAAGUCAACGGUUCUAGACAUUUAUUCAAUGUUAAAAGAAAUUGAAAGCUACGGAGACAACCCCGUCACGUCCGUAACGAAUACAAAUAUUAUACCUGAACCAGAAAAGAAGAUAGAAGAAAGGUGUAACACACCUAAAGACAAUUUUAUGGAAAUAUUCGAAUUUUUGGAAAAGGUCGAGCAAAGCGCUAACGACGCAUUAUCUGUCGUGACAAAUACAACGCCACAAACAAUUCCAAAAUUAGAAGUUCUCCUGAAACUGCCCCAAACGGAGUUAGCUCAACGACUCGUGACUGCGUCCUUACAGUUGGAAGAAAGGUCGUGUUGCAUCGCGUUAUUACAAGAGAGUCUUGCUAAUCACAAAGAACAGAUGAUAUCAAAAGUGAACAACUUAGAGAAGCAGUCUCACCGUAACAUCGCCAAAGUAAAGCAGGAGUGCGAGGAAACUAUCAAGAGGCACCAGAGUUUUAUUGAUCAGCUUAUAAAUGAUAAGAAGACUCUAAAUCAUCGCAUCGAGCAGUUAGUGGAUGAGCGCCGUUCCCUGGAGGAGAGGUGGAAGCGAUCUGCGCAGGCGCUCGAGGAGCGGUACAAGCUGGAGCUUCGUAACCAACACGACAAGAUGGCCGCCGCUCAGCAGGUAGCAAGACAGCGCUGGGUCCGACAGAAAGCUGAGAAAAUUAAGGAAUUAACGGUAAAGGGUCUGGAAGGAGAACUACGGGAGAUGGCGGAGCGGCAACAGAAGGAGAUAUCCGAUAUAAAAAUGCACCACGCAGAACAAAGUGGACGACUUACGGCCAAGCACGCCGCGGAGCUGGAGGACUUGAGGAGAACUCUGGAAGAGGAGAAGGAAGUGGCUCUGGCGAAGGAGAGACAAUUAGCAAGUACCAGGAUGGAGAAACAAAUCCUGGAACUGGAAGUGAGUUACCAGGAGCAGCGGACUCGGCUCAUCGCUGAAAUGCGCGCUGAGAACGAACGAAUCGCUGCUGAACUCGUCGAGAAAGAAAAGGAGCAGAAACUACAUUUUGAAAAAUGGAAAGAGGAACAAGAGAAGUUGUUGGCAGAAAUGAAAACGAAAUUGGAAAAGGAUAUAGAUGAUGAGAGAAAUAAAAUCGAGGAACGCUUGAAACAAAAACGUGAUGAACUACAAGAGGAGUUCGAGCAUUACAAGAAGGAGUACGAAGCGAACCAGCAGGCGUUGUUAAAGAAGAAAGAGACGGACAUAGCGACACAGCACAGGUUGGAGCGGGACAGGGAGAUAGAGAAAGCGAUUGAGAGCAUGGAGGCCGAAGCCCAAGCGGGGAGGAAAGAACUACAAGACGCGUUAAGACGUAAUAAAGAACAGUACGAAGCGGAACUGCAGGAGCUGGCUGAGACGGAGCGAGCCACCCUCAAGCGAUAUCAGCAGACGCAGGCGAGAGUGAGAGAGACGGAAGACCGGUGCGCAGAACUCGAAGUUACAAUCAGUCAACUCGAGACGAGAAACAGAGUUUUGACUGAGAAAAAUUCACAAUUAGAAGCGAGAGCAGAGGAAAUAAGAGCUAGCUGUGAGUCGUCCUGGAGGAGUAAAGUAGAAAAUUUGGAGAAGGUAAUAGAAGAUAUGAAGAAGACUCACGAGGAACAGAUGCACCAGCUGUAUGCCAAAGUGAAGGUAGCAGUCGCUAGGAAAGACUCGGCCAUACAGGCGUUGACGAGGGAGACGGCCAAGUACCAGGAGAAGAUAACUCUGCUGGAACAGAAGCUACAGCAGCAGAGGAAGGACUUCCUGAAGUCGAAAUAGUUUUAUAUAUUUUGGUAAUUAAAAUUACUUAUUAUUUAUUUUCCUUUUUACGUUCUAUGUCAUAUAUGUCGACAGUUAAUAUUUGUAAAUUGAUAAUGAACUCUCAAAUUCGAAGAUUUGCUUUUGACGACCGAUCGAUUGAUUUCAGUAUCUUUGUCGCCUACAAAGAUACUGAACGUACAAGAUAUAUAUUUUGGCCAGUCUGCUACUGGCCUGACAAAACUUAAGCCUAAUUAUAUUUUAAUAGAAUUGUUUAUUAAUUAUUCAUAAUUUACUCAAUCACAGUCCGCUGCUGGACAUUUGCCUUUGGGAGAGCCCAAGGUGCGUCACAGAUGUCCCUCACUUUUCCGACUCCUCAUAGUUUAGUGUAACGUGUUCAUAUUACAAUCUCACUAAUGAGUUAAUGACGUUUGUGUUAAAAUUAUUUGUUGAUUGCAAUCUGUCCAAUUGUUAUUUAUUACAGCCUUACUUAUAAACAUAGGAUUGUUGUUUUCCGGUUUGAAGGGUGAGUGAGCCAUACCAUCUUAGUUCCAAAGUAUGGUGGUGCAUUGGUUAUGAAACUCUAUAUCUAUUGGUGGCGGUGUCCACUUAAUAUCACGUGGCCCACUUGCUAGUGUGCCUAGCUAAUACAUUAAUGGUAAACUUUGCUUACGUACUGAUUAGUUAAACAAUGAUCUCUCCCUUUCUGUCACUAUUGAUUUGACACACGAAAGAAGAAGACGGCAUUGUUUAACCAAUAACCCGCUGAAAAACUUUCAUACAUACUUGUGUUUUAUUUAUAAGAUACUGGA